AUGAUAAUGUCACUUGUAUGUACGAUUUUCUUGUUUCUCUUAAACGUUUCCUCUGCGUAUGCGUUUCCCAAACCUCCAAACGCAAGACAACAACUAUCAACAACACCAAAUUCAACAGCUUCUUGCUCAGCAACUGGAAAUCCAAUCGACGAUUGCUGGAGAUGCGACGAGAAUUGGAAGAACAACCGCAGAAACCUUGCGGAUUGCGCGGUUGGAUUCGGACGCGACGCAGUAGGCGGUAGGGCCGGCGAUUUCUACACCGUAACCGAUUCAGGAGACGACAAUCCUCUAAACCCUGCUCCAGGUACACUACGUCACGCCGCAACACAAGACCAACCUCUAUGGAUCAUAUUCGAUCGUGACAUGGUAAUAAGACUAAAACAAGAUCUUCAAGUGACCUCUUACAAAACAAUAGAUGGUAGAGGAAAUAACGUGCAAAUAGCUUAUGGACCGUGUCUAACGUUAUAUAAAGUAAGUAAUGUAAUUAUAAACAAUCUUUAUAUCCACGACUGUGUUCCGGCGAAACGGAACGGAUUAUCGUCGUUGGGAGGAUAUUCCGAUGGAGAUGGGAUAUCGAUAUUCGAGUCACGAAAUAUUUGGAUAGAUCAUUGUACGUUAGAGAAAUGUUACGAUGGGCUUAUUGAUGCGGUGAAUGGAUCGACGGAUAUAACGAUAUCGAAUAAUUACAUGUUGAAUCAUAAUGAAGUCAUGCUUUUGGGUCAUAGUGAUGAGUUUUCUGGUGAUCGGGAUAUGAGAGUUACCAUCGCUUUUAACUAUUUUGGUCAAGGACUUGUCCAGAGAAUGCCGAGGUGCAGGCAUGGAUAUUUUCACAUAGUGAAUAACAUUUAUAGAGAAUGGAAAAUGUAUGCUAUUGGCGGAAGUGCUAAUCCAACCAUCUUAAGUCAAGGGAAUGUUUUCAUUGCUUCGGAUAGUCAGUUCACAAAGGAGCCGCCUAAUAUCCGUCUAGGCCGCGUAAUCGUCCGCCUAGACCGCAUAACCGUCCGCCUAAACCACAUAAACAUCCGCAUUUUCAAUAAACGCAUAAAUCACCGAAUAGCCUAA
Arabis nemorensis is the source of this 1062-nucleotide messenger RNA. Lineage: Eukaryota; Viridiplantae; Streptophyta; Magnoliopsida; Brassicales; Brassicaceae. The record is from the annotation of a GenBank genome assembly.